AUGCCGACCUACGCGAUCCUCGGCGCACCCGGUCAGGUCGGUGGCCACGUCCUGCAGACCCUGCUGAAGCGGCAAGACGUGCACAUCCGGGCUUUUGUCCGCUCCCGGGCCAAGGUCGAGAAGCAACGACCCGAGCUCACGACCGACGUAGCGAUCCAGAAACGCGUCUCCUUCUUCGCAGGCGAUAUCACAGACGUCGACGUGCCAUCUCCCUGCCUGAAAGGUGCAGACGCCGCGUUCCUCUGCGUCGCGGCAGCCGCCAGCCAGCCUGCUGCAGCUGCCUUUUACAUCCAGCUCUGA
Messenger RNA from Microdochium trichocladiopsis, 300 nucleotides. RefSeq lists its product as uncharacterized. The transcript has a single exon. NCBI's taxonomy places the organism in Eukaryota, Fungi, Ascomycota, Sordariomycetes, Xylariales, Microdochiaceae. Bases 1 to 300 code for a protein of 99 amino acids. The record is from RefSeq and is a predicted model, not a curated record.